CACGGUCUCCGUGGGGAGGGCUGGCGGCCCCCCGCCUUGGCGCUGCGAGUGACCUUCAGCCUCCCGCUGGGCCAGUGCGCGCCGCUGUCCCUGGCCGAGGCGGGGGGUGGCUGGCAGGAUCGGUGCGGGGAGAUCCCUCAUUUGGUGCCCCGUGUCCUACAUCGGCUCAGCGGAGCGCGGCCGCGUUGUCUUGAAUGUCGGCAAAGGCUGGCAGACGCUGCUACACAUGGAGGGGUUUGCACGCAUUGACUCGUUCUGCAUUCAUUGCAAGAAAACCUGAGUAUACAAAACCAAACUGGGGAAAGGUUGGACUGACUUUUGGCACCACUGCAGCUCUGUGGAUCCUACUCUUCAAGCAACAUAAUGAAGAUGUAAUGGAAUAUGAAAGGAGAAGAGAAGAGAGGGAGAAACGUGAUGCAUGUACAGGAUGUUCAUAGUUGAAGAUAUGCUCGAAGAAGUGAUUGAGCGAUUAAUUGUAAUCCACAAGGAAAUGAUGAACAGGGUAUCAGAAAAUAUCUGGAUAUUUAUCUGUUCUCAAUGUUUUGUACAAAGCACUGUGAAAUAAACAGCAAUUAAUAUGGAA
Messenger RNA from Chrysemys picta bellii (western painted turtle), 583 nucleotides. NCBI's taxonomy places the organism in Eukaryota, Metazoa, Chordata, Testudines, Emydidae. The record is from RefSeq and is a predicted model, not a curated record.